UGUUGGUGAUGGAGACCCCCUGCCCCGUGUGGGGAUGGUGGGGACACCCUACGCCAAGUUGCUGGUGGCACACGGAGGGAAGGGCUCCACAAGCUGAAGCCCCCAACGAGCCCCAUGUCCUUUGCAGGCUGGUGGCUGGUGGUACCAAGCAGGGUAGGAGGACAGCUCCGACCCUCCCUGUCGGUGCACCCCAGCCAGGAGGUGGCCGUGGGGGACAAGGUCACCCUGCGGUGCCGUGUGCCCCGGCCGGCUCCCAGGGUCCUGUUCUACAAGGAGGAAGAUGGGAGGUACCUAUGGCAGCAGGCUGGGGUGAAGGAUGUGGCUGAGUUCUCCCUGGAAGUGUUGACAUGGGAUGCUGGUGGGAGAUACUGGUGCCAGUAUGAAAUCCUGGAACCAUUCUGGGCCUCGGAGCCAAGCAACCCCAUGGAGCUGGUGGUUCUGGAUACCCGCUACCCCACACCCAUGAUGUCUGUGAGGCCUGAGGGACACAUUCGACUGGGCACCAACGUCACCAUCCAGUGCGAGUCUGCAUAUGGGGCCACCUUCAUCCUACACAAACCUGGGAGCGCAGCCCCCAUCCAGUGUGGGGACACGGGGGGCACGGCCACCUUUGUCCUCCCUGAGGUGACUCUGUCCGAUGGUGGGACCUAUGGGUGCACCUACCGUCUCCGGGGGCACCCCUUUGUCUCCUCACAUCCCAGGGCUGAGGUGACGCUGGAGGUGGGAUCUGGCAUGCCCAGCACAGCCUCCGUCCCACCACAACCCCCAGAGCUCCGACCCUCCCUGUCGGUGCACCCCAGCCAGGAAGUGGCCGUGGGGGACACGGUCACCCUGCGGUGCCAAGUGCCCCGGCCAGCUCCCAGGGUCAUAGUCUACAAGGAGGGAGAUGGGAAGUACCGACAGUACCAGGCUGAAGUGAAGGAUGUGGCUGAGUUCUCCCUGGAAGUGUCGACAAGGGACUUUGCUGGGAGAUACCGGUGCCGGUACGAGAUUCCAGAACUGUCAUGGUCCUUGAAGACGAGCGACCCCGUGGAGCUGGUGGUGCUGGUUACCCACUACCCCCCACCCACAGUGUUCCUGAGCCCUGGGGGACGUGUGGGGACGGGCACCAACGUCAUCAUCCAGUGCCAGUCCACGUAUGGGGCCACCUUCAUCCUGCACAAGGCCGGGCGCUCGAGUCCCAUCCAGCGCAAGGACCCUGACAUCAGGGGCACGGCCACCUUUGUCCUCCCUGAUGUGACCCCAUCUGACAGCGGGACCUACGGGUGCUCCUACCGUCCCCGAGGGCACCCCUUUAUCUCCUCACACCCCAGGGUUGAGGUGACGCUGGAGGUGGGACCUGGGAGGCCCAGCAUGGCCCCCCACCCGCUCACCAGCACAUCAACACCGCGCUCCAUGCCCCCAGGUGCCAAGAGGGAGCCCGGCUGGAACGUGGCCUUGGUGGGAGGCUCUGCGGCUGCCCUCGUCAUCGUCCUCGGGCUUGGAGUCGUCUUCCUCAUCGCUGCCUGGUGGCGAAGGAGGCAGCGCGGAAAAGGUCCCACGGUGGCACCGAGCAGGGAUCCUCCGGAGCUGCUCUCCCAGGACAUGGUGGGUGUCUCCCCCCAAGACCUCAGGCCGCUGCAGCCCAUGUCCCAGGAGGACGCCGAUGGCCUGAUGUACGCGGAGCUACGGCCACAAGCGCUGGGCAUCCCGAAGGACUACGUUGCCCCUGCCUCAUCCGUCAUCUACGCCGAGGUGGGCAGCCAGGGGCUCCGAUGAUGCCCUGGAGACCCCCUGCUCCAAAUGCCCCCAGUGCCAAUAAAGACCCAAC
Molecule: messenger RNA, 1810 nt
Organism: Rhea pennata
Lineage: Eukaryota; Metazoa; Chordata; Aves; Rheiformes; Rheidae
Product: leukocyte immunoglobulin-like receptor subfamily B member 5
Exons: 10
Coding region: 115-1758 (547 amino acids)
Source: RefSeq, a predicted model, not a curated record